CAGAGCCAUCGGACAUAUCGGCCGGCUCCCAGAGCUCAGUCUCACCAACUAUGUACUACACCUGAUUUGCAGGAGAGCGAGCUAGGCAGAGACGAUGAGCUCCCCAGCGGCGGCCGUGAAGGUGAUCGGCGCAUUGGACAGCCCGUUCAGCCACCGCGCCGAGAUCGCCCUGCGCCUGAAAGGAAUCCCUUACGAGCUCAUCCCAGAAGACCUGAGAAACAAAAGCGAGCUGCUGCUGGCCAACAACCCCGUCCACAAGAAAGUUCCCGUGCUCCUCCACGGCGACCGCGCCGUCUGCGAGUCCCUCCUUAUCGUCGAGUACGUCGACGAGGCCUUCCCCGGCCCACCCCUCCUCCCCGCCGACCCAUAUGAGAGGGCCAUGGCCCGCUUCUGGGCCAGCUUCAUCGACGGCAAGUGCUCGAAGGCGUACUGGCUGGCGCUGUGGGCGGAGGGCGAGGCGCAGGAGGGGUUUAUGAAGGAGACCAAGGAGAACUUCGCGCUGCUGGAGGCGCAGCUGGAGGGGAGGCGGUUCUUCGGCGGCGACGCCAUCGGUCUUGUCGACAUCGCGGCAUGCGGGUUAGCGCACUGGCUGGGCGUCUUCGAGGAGGUCGCCGAGGUGAGACUGGCCACCGAGGACGAGUUCCCUCGCCUCUGCCGCUGGGCCAAGGAGUACGUGUCCGACGAGAAGGUGAGGGCGUGCCUGCCGGACAGGCCGCAGCUGCUCGCCCGCUUCGCUGCCAACAAGGGGAUGUUCAUGGCCAUCGCCAAGUCCAUGCUGCCGCCCAAGUAGCUAGCCGGUGUGUCUAUGUCCAUGCAUGGAUGUGCACGUGGGCGCGCAUGGGUGUGUGUGUCUAUGCCCAGCCAGCGAUCGCUGUUGUGUCAGCUUGUGCUGUUUUGCUGGACAGAAUAAAAAAGACGAACGUAUUGGACGAA
Triticum aestivum (bread wheat) is the source of this 933-nucleotide messenger RNA. RefSeq names its product probable glutathione S-transferase. The transcript is spliced from 2 exons. Gene Ontology annotation, molecular function: glutathione transferase activity. NCBI's taxonomy places the organism in Eukaryota, Viridiplantae, Streptophyta, Magnoliopsida, Poales, Poaceae. Bases 95 to 790 code for a protein of 231 amino acids. The record is from RefSeq and is a predicted model, not a curated record. Gene Ontology annotation, biological process: glutathione metabolic process. Gene Ontology annotation, cellular component: cytoplasm.